Messenger RNA from Paramecium sonneborni, 353 nucleotides. NCBI's taxonomy places the organism in Eukaryota, Ciliophora, Oligohymenophorea, Peniculida, Parameciidae. The record is from the annotation of a GenBank genome assembly.
AUGAUAUAACAAAUAUUAAACAAAUUUUUUUAAUUUUAGAAUCUCAGUCAGUAUACAAGAUAAAAUAAUUAAGUAAUUUUUAUUAUAAAAACUAGAUUGAAUAUGAACCAAAAGAAAUAGGAGUUUUAUAACAUUCAAUAAUUCAGGUUUUAUAUAGACACUCAACUAAUAAAAUCUAAAUUUAAAGAAUUCAAAUUCAUUAUUAAAUAACUAACUCUCAAAAAGGAUAAAAUAGCUUAGUAAAUUUACAAAUUUUAAAAAUUAAAUUAAAUUCAUACAAUAACAAACUUAAGAGGAAGAUUUUGGGAGUAGAAGAAAUGAAGUAUCAUCCAAAUAAUUAUAACAAAAUAUGA